AUGUCUGAUUUGUUAAAAACACAUUUUCAGAUCUCCUCUCUGGAUCAAAUAGAGAUCUACUGCUCGAAGAUGGAGGAGCUGGAUUACUGUCAUCCUAAUGUGACUUGUAGUAUUGAGAAAUGUGCUCUUGAAGCUGUCCCCUCAUUGUGCCAGGUAUGAGUACUCCUCAAGUAGUCCAAAAGUCGAAACCUUUGAAACCUCAUAUCUCCGCUCACUUUUAAAUGAACAGGAAAAAUGUGUUUAAAGAUGUUUGCUGGGGCCUAAUGCUUACAGGAAUACUUUUGUUGGUAAUACAUACAGGUAACUGCCGAAAAUAAUGGAAACACUUGAGUAAAUGAGGUUUCUGGCGGUUCUGUUAUGGUGUGGGGUGCAUUUUCCUGCCAUGGUUUAGGUCCACUCAAAGGUAAACGGCAUUCUGAGUGAUCACCUUCAGCCUAUGGUGAAUCAUUUCGAUCCUGAUGGGAGUGGUCUCUUCCAGGAUGACAGUGCCCUCAUCCACAGGGCAUGUGGUCAAUGAAUAGUUUGAUAAGCAUGAAAACGAUGUUAAUCAUGUGUCACCAGAUCUUACCCCAAUUGAACACUAAUGGGAGAUUUUGGAGUGGGUCCUGAGACGGUGUUUUCCACCACCAUCAACAAAACACCAAAUAAUGGAAUUGUAUUAAUUGUUUUUAUUUUACCUUUAUUUAACUAGGCAAGUCAGUUAAGAACAAAUUCUUAUUUACAAUGACGGCCUACCCCGGGCCAAACCCUCCCCUAACCCGGACAACGCUGCGCCAAUUGUGCGCCACUCCAUGGGACUCCCGAUCACAUCCGGUUGUGAUACAGCCUGGGAUCGAACCCGGGUCUGUAGUGACGCCUCUAGCACUGCGAUGCCUCUCAGGAUCCCUCAGGAUUUCUAAUGGAAGACUGGUGUCGCAUCCCUCCAAUAGAGUUCCAGACACUUUUAGAAUCUAUACCAAGGUGCUUUGAAGUUGUUCUGGCGGCUCGUGGUGGCACAACGUCCUAUUAAGACACUUUAUGUUGGUGUUUCCUUUAUUUUGGCAGUUACAUAAAUACUAUCAUGAAUAAUGAUUCAAUGUAGGCAUAUGCACAUGCUGCAUUACCAAUGGAAAAUAAUCUUGAACUAAUGUAAUUUGAAUGAUUUUUUUUUCUGGUACAGAGCAAAUCAGAGGGACAGCUCUUUGAGAAGUUUCAGAUUAACAGGAAGUUUGGGAAACUCAUCUCAGCCUUAAUCCAGAAAACCUGGCCAAGCGACAGCCAUGGAAACAAGGAUGAGGCGGUCUUUCAACACCUCAUGACUUGGACUGCAGCCAAGAAUAUAUUUCAACUACAUGGUACUUACAUUAGCCUAGUAACCAUAAUGUAGCUCAGACACUUUGCCAAACACUUCAUCAUUUACUGUAUGACGUUCUUUGUAUGCCGUGUAGGUGCUGAUGAAAAGCUGAUUGAGCAGCUCUCUAAAGAGGCCAAGGUCAAAAUUACUGAAGCAAUCUCAUCCUUCAAAGUCAUCUGUAACCAGCUGAUCAGUGGAAGCAUCAAGAUCAAACUGCUCAACGACAUCUUAGGAAAGAAAGCGACUUUCACAGAGCUGAUGGCGAUAGGUAAUGGAAGGGUUGUGUGUUCUAUAUUUUUGAUAGCUUGUGAUUGGCUCUGUUUUUUCGUGAGGAAAUGGGAAAAGUCAUAAUGACAUUGAAUGAAAUGCUUGUUUGGAUCUCAAUGCAGAUUGUCUAUCUGUGAAUGAGAAAUGCAAGAACCGUGACUCCGUGGCGACGCUCCUCGAUUGGAGGUGUGAGGAGGCUAGAGCUGUCAACCAUGAGAAGGAGCUGGUGGAAAUCUUGCUCACCAUGAGCCGUAACCUAAAGGAACACAUCACAGGUGUGUGUGUGUGUGUGUGUGUGUGUGUGUGUGUGUGUGUGUGUGUGUGUGUGCAUUUGGGAGUAUCUGAUUGUAAUAACAAAAGUCAUUUUUGUUUUUAUGUUUUUAUCUUAUCCCAGUUCAUUUUGGGGACAUGGAAGAGAGACAACUGACCAACAUUGAGGACAUGACCUUGGACCAGUUCAUGGAGGUUCAUCCGUUUGACCAGCCCUCGUCUAGAAUGCAUGGUGUGGUUACAUACUUUGAUCUUGAUGGGAGCAUGCGACAGAUGGCAGAUGUUUGGCACCAUGUUUGGAGACAGCCACAUAUUCAAGAUGUUGUGGGAGAAACAGACCAAAGAUUUUGCUUCUGAAUUUGAUUCUUUGGUAACACCAAAGGAUGUAACCAAUGGCAUUUUUCAACCUUGCUACGCUAAAUACAAGAAGACCUACGAAGGCCUGAAGAAUGGCAGUCUCAAGCUUAAAUAUGUUGACACCCUCUUCAAUGACUACACGGGCAAAUAUAAAAAGCUGGCAAUGGAUUUGGACAUCAUGUGCAGACUUAACAAGUCAGAUAACAAACACUGGAUCCAGGGAAGGGUCCAGCAGAUUGAGCAGUACCAUGGGCUUCACUUGGCUGUGAAGUCUGCUCAAGUCAUUAUGAAGGUCAAGGAGACUCUAAAUCUUCAAGGCGACUUCAAGACCCUUCAGACACUACUAGACAUUGUAAGGGCUUAAAAUUCUGGAUUCAAAUUGUCACCAUUUUUGGUGAAAAUCUCCCAUUUUAGUUUUUUUGCACGAUUUACUCAAAACCCAUAGUGAAAUAGAUUGACUCAAAACGUGAAAUAAGGGAUAAUCAACGAGGGCUAGCUAGCUAACUAUUUAUCUAGGUUACAUUAAAUCUAUUUUAACAAUGCCAAUUACGUUUUUUUUUUUUUUUUUACUUUGGAAACAGCAGAUCAGAGGGAACACGUGGUAACGUUUGACUUUCAGUUUCACCUCUUGACAAUAUUGUAGCUGUCUAGACGGAGGUGAUUCAUGGCUCCUGGACCACAAACCAAAUGUGGCAAAAAAAAUGACAGAGCUUGUCAAAUGUAAACGAAUGCUAGCUAGCUAAAUUAAUCUGCCUCCUCUGUCCACGUUGGUCUUGCAUUUAAAAAUAUUUGGUUUGUGUAGAUGGCAAAGUCGUUUGUAGCUAACAUUGAUGCUAAUGAAUAUAAGUAAGGUGGGUUUUGUGAAUGGAUUUUGUACGUACAGUAUUUGGACACUUUUUUUUUUGUUGGAAUUUCUUCAUAGCCGUGGAAUAUAAUUUUUUUGCCGGGUGUUUAUUUGAAAAUAAUCGACACUGACCAAUCAUAAUAGAAUAUUCAGCCAAGUUGUGGAAAAUGCACAUAUCUCAAAUCAAGCUAGGAUUAAGUGUGUGUAAAGUUAGCCCGAAGUGACUCUUCUAAGUGACUUUUCAUCUAACAUUUUGCUGCAUUCACUUUAUUUAUUUAUUUCUUUUAGUUGUUUGUACACUACAACAUAAACCAGUGGUAACUGAACAACAAUGGAUCCAGGCACAUUCUCUGUUCUUCUGUUCUCAGAUUCGAGCAGAUGUUAACGAAGAGCACCUUGAUCAGAUUGACAAUGACCUGAUGCAGGCCAAGGCAGAUCUGGUGGACAUCACAGAACCUCGCAGACUGUGUCUCGUGGAACUUGGCCACUCAAAAGAUUUUGUCAUCUGGGUUAAAGAGGCCCUGAAAGGUAAAGAGGCUAAUGGCUAAACAUUUUUGUUACUCUAAUACAGGGUUUCCCAAACUCUGUCUUUGGGACCCCAAGGGGUGCACGUUUUGGUUUUAGCGCUACACUGCUGAUUCAAAUAAUCAACUAAUCAUCAAGCUUUGAUAAUUUGAAUCCGUGGGGUGUCGAGGACUGAGUUUAAGAAACACUGCUCUGAUACCGUAAUUUUCGGACUAUAAGCCACGCCUUUUUUCCAAUUUUUUCGACCCUGCGGCUUAUAUAACGGUGCGGCUAAUCUAUGGAUUAUUACAGCUAACGGCCACUAGAAGACCUCCUAAAUCUAUGGAUUUUACAGGUUACAGUCCACCAACUUUAACUCUAUGGGCUCUAUGACCGGUCCGCGCCCCCCACCUUUAAGCGGCGGGCUCCAGCAGGAAAAGCUGGAGGCCGGAAAAGAGUGAGACAGGUAGCGCGCAAAUAGUAAAAGUGGAACCGAGAGUGGUACGAGAGACAGAACGAGAGACAGAACGAGAGCAAGACAGACAGACAUUACGAGAGCGAGACAGUUUGUCUCUUUCCCGACAAUCCCCUCUGUGCACGAACCCUUACAUAUGGUCAUUAAACAUUAAAACACCUGCAGCUUAUAGUCCAGUGCGGCUUAUAUAUGUACACAUCAUUCAAUAUCAUUCAAUUUAGCUGCUGCGGCUUAUACUCCGGUGCGCCUUAUAGUGCGGGAAAAUACGGUACUUAGAAAAAUCUGUAAAAUAUAUCUGCAUUGAUUAUAUUUAUGUUACAGAUAUCAAUGAGCUGAAAGUCUUUGUUGACCUGGCCUCCAUCUCUGCUGGGGAGAAUGAUCUUGAUGUGGACCGUGUGGCCUGUUUCCACGAUGCCGUUCAUGGAUACUCCCCAUUGCUCUUCGAGCUGAAGCAAGAUUCUGGUUUUCAGACCGUUAAAGAGGGGAUGAAGAAACUCUGGAGAACAUUGGAUAAUGAUUGCAACCUCCCAAAGAAGCUGGUGAGAUGAACAUUUUAACAUAGAAAACUAUCAUUUUAAUAAUCCGUCAAUAGCAGCCAAUGUCCGACUCUUAAUUCUCUGUUUUGAAGCAUGACACAGCACGACACUUGGAGUGGUUGAAAACUGUGAAGGAUUUCCAUGGGUCUGUGGAGCUGUCCUCCAUCUCCUUAGCCACCGCCAUUAACAAAAAGGGCAUCUACACCAUCAGUGCACAGAACCAAAAGAAGGUAGACAAUAUUACCAUGCAAUAUACUGUAUGGACAACAUUUUCGUCAAAAAACUACAUAUCUGCUAUGUGAUUUAUGUUCUAUCUUAUCUUAAACAAUGUCCGUGAGAUGGAGGCACGUUUUUUUUACAUGGUGCAAUUACCAGGUGAAGUAUUCGCCACUACCUGCUAUCUGUAUAGGCAUUAUGUUGUACAUCUAGUCCUCCGAUAAGAUGAUAUGCACAAAUAAAAUGCCCACGGACCAAUGAGCAUAAAUGUGACUUUCCUGAAUCGGAAAAGGAAUGUCCAUUUUUAAGAAUGUUGUGGGAAUAUCUUUUAAGUAAUAUAGAUACAUUAUUCUGUGGACAUUCUGAAACAUCAAGGGAAUAUUCUGUGAAAUUUUAAAAUUAACAUUGUUUAAACAUCAUAAACAACUGGACAGAUUUUGUGUUUUAGGAACCGGUCUUACGUAAUGACCCACAGCCUAAUUAAUGUGCCCGCAACCUACUUACAUGUUUUGGAAAUGUUUAGAGAACACAAACAUUUCAGUGUUCAGUCAACAUUUUGUCAACAUACCCAAGUUGCAACAGUUUGCGAAAAGCAAUGAGAACAGUAAAAUGUAUCCCUGUGUGUUGCUGUUUCUUCAUCAAGUUGAGUCUUGAGACUGCCCUGAAGCUGCAAAUCUCCGAGGAGCAUGGAGAGGAGCAGGAGAUGCGCUCCUACUCACUGGAGGACCUUAGGGAUCUGCAAAACAAACUCAUGCUCAUGUCUGGUAAAGGGGACCAGUCUGAGGUGAACCAAUUUUCAGAGGUAGAUAUCAGUAUUUUAUAUGUUUCAGAUACUACUUGUAACGUUGUUCAACCAGAAGGAACAUUUUGGUAUUUUUGUUAUAAUUGAGCACUUCGUGUUGAUUUUCGUAGGUUUUCGCCAGUGUCCAGAGAUUGGCUGUGGCAUUCAUUGCCCUGUUUACAGCUGGGAACCCCCUGUUCCGAAACUGGGAAGCCAACAUCGACUGUAGUUCACUCAGUGAGGAGGCCGGCAUCACCGUGGACUUCCACCUGGGCAGUGUUGUCGGUGUGAUUACGGUGGAGGGCAACAUCGUGGAUCAGCUUCCUGAGCUGUGCAGGAAGAUGGAGAAGUGUCUGAAGUACUGGAAUGACUUUAUGGACAAACAGAGAUCCCACCAUUACUACCUGAACUACUACACCGCAGAGCAGAUAGUCUACCUGUGCAGUAAGCUGACUCAGCAAAAUGUGGCCAAUUUUGAAGACCAAGUUCUCAUGAUGCUCUCUUUUGUCAAACCCAACUGCACAGCCUCUGAUCUGAGGCAGUCCUGCCAUGCACUGCAAAGUGAGAUCCUCGCCAAACCAUCAGAGCGAAAUGAGGAAAUUGACUUUCAGACCUUUGUUGAAGUGUCGAGCAGCGGAGAGAGAGGUCCAGAUUUUAUGGAUCGCUUUACCGAUAACCUGCCAAGUCUCAUCAAACAAGAAAUUGGCUCAGGAAAAGUGAAUCUGAUUUGGAAUGCUUACAUGAGAGACAUGAAGAACUUUCUUCCAGACACUCUUGAUGUCAGAAGCUUUGGAAGAUUCUUAGAAAUAUUGGCCAACAAAGAGGAAAACAAAUUUUGCCCAAAAAUGUGGAGCAAAAAACCUAUUCAACGGGAUCUGUCCAAGGGCCUUGCUACGGGGACCCCAAACCUCAUUGUUUGCCCACACGAUGAGAUCCUGACAUCUUGCAUCUCCAUUUACAUGAGUAGCAAAUGUGAGCCAUUGCCUACGUAUGAUGAGGUCCUACUGUGUAACUCCUCCACACCUUAUGAGCAAGUGGAGCUGUUCGUCAGGCGCUGUCUCACCCCAGGCUACAGAGGACAGAAGAUCUACACCAUGCUUUACGGGGAUCAGCUGAGUUACGAAGUGAGCUCCAAAAUUGAGAGAUUUUUCAAGAGUAUCGAAAUGCAGAGCCGGAAAGACUACAGGCUUGUGAUCAUCUGCAGUUUGGAUCGAGAGCACGCCUACCUUCCCUCAGCCUUCAGCCAGUACAGGUUACACAUGGUGCCCCAGGAGCCACUGAUCAUGAUUCAGCGUUACCUGAACAGACACUAUACGGUCCCAGCGGAUCAGACCAGUGCUGCUGCUGUAUUCAAAGACCGACAGUUUGUUGGAGUUGUGUCGUCCGAAAGAGCUGGAGUUGGUCAGUAUAUUUUUGUAGACGUUUCCGCCUGUAAAUAGUGCAAUGUGUAGAUAAUGUCUGCAGAAGUAAAUAAUGUAUUGAAGCGACAUUAACCCGACAUCUAGCGACCUCAUCAAGAGGUUUGGACGGUGAAGGUGUUGGCUUGGCAGUUGCUGGACCCGGGUUGAAGUCUCGGUCGGGGCUACUCCCAGAAUUUGAUACAGGAAAACAUCAUUUGUCACUAAUUAGUAUUUUAAAAAAAUAUAUAUAUAUUAUAUGCAUAGCAGACUUACCAAAGCGACUUACAGUCAUGCGUGCAUAAUUUUAGUGUAUGGGUGGUCCCGGGGAUCGAACCCACUACCUUGGCGUUACAAGCGCUGUGCUCUACCAGUUGAGCUACAGAGGACCACAAUCAUUACAAACAAUCAUUUCACACACAUCCCUUUACAGAUGUUUGUUUAAGGGUUAUGAUAAAGUAAGGAAGUAGAGCCAAGUCAGAUACUUCUAAGCUGUUUUUCUUUAAAAAAACCACAAGGAAAUUGAAACUGUCGCUAAAAUGCUACAUGUAGCUCCUGAAAAUGUUUUUGAUUGACUAAUUUGUCUUUAUUUAAAAUGCCUAACACUUUCAGCUUGUUUGGUUCCUCUGACUAAUAACAUGAUGGUGACACUUUCAGGUAAAUCCCUUUAUAUCAAGAGGCUAUUUGAAAAACUGAAGGACAACUUCAUGAAGGCUGCACUGCUGAAAUGCAUUCGCUUGAUCAAGCCAACGGUUGAUGAAAAUGCCAUUCUUCAGUCUCUUCUCAACAGCCCUGAGAAGAAAGAGCUGACCAUCUUCCAUUUUGAUGUCACAUCUACGGUAAUUAUAUUUGGUGGUAUUGAUUUAAAGCUAGUUAGGUUUGCUGAUGUGGAAAAAUGAAAAAUUGUGCCACUGACAUUAUUGAUUAUUAUAACAUUAUUGAUUUAACAUUAUUUGAUCAAGUUUAUUGCAGACAAUGACCCUUAUCCUAGUUAUGGUCUUAUUUUGAAAAAGCAGUUUGCAUGCACCCUUAAAUUCAACAACCGCCAAUAUUCCUGUAUAAACGAUGAACAGAAUAUCCCUAAUAAACCCUGUAACCUAAGGCCACAACAAAUGAGUCACUGGUAGUGGUUCAACAGGCACCUGAGAAUUUGCGUUGUAGACUUUAGGGGGAAAAAAAUCCAGCGAUUUCCCACAGCAAUCAUUUUUGUGAAUUGCCUGCUAGCCUUUAGUUUUGAUCUAUGAUGUUUUCACAUUAAACACUUAUUUAAUACAAACAGUGAAUUGUAAAAUAUGUUGAACUACAACGAUUCUAACUUCCAGGACAGACGAAAGCUGAGCAACUGAUAGGUAGGGAGUUCUGACGACCCUCUGAACUCCUGUAGUGUGUACCUGAGCCGCAAGGCAAAACACACAAUUGACGGCUCAUGUCGUUCUCACAGUUACUGGUCCUAAUGGCCAUGGCUAGCGCUCUUGACAACAGCGCUCUUGACAACAGCGCUCUUGACAACAGCGCUCUUGACAACAGCGCUCUUGACAACAACGCUCUUGACAACAACGCUCGGUGUGAGGUAAUGGGUCCACUACCGAAACUGUGUAUUAUGAUAGGAGGAUUUGGUAAGAAUAAGCAUGACUCUCGCUCACACUUAAAAAUCUGGAUGCUUCAGAUAUCCGAUCCGAGUUUAAAAAAUCCUGACGUUUCGGACGUCCCAACCCAGCACUAUGAUCUUAGGACUUCACAACAAUCGUUAAAAUUUGUCAGCAAAAAAUAAUUGGGGUGAAAUCGUAGUGUAUACCCGGCAUAAAACAGCAGAAGUUCUCGAGAUGCUUGAAUCUACUUUUAACUUAAUUACAUUUUAGUAUUUUUUUUGUAAAUUCCUUUACUCUCAUUAUUAUUUUUUAUGCAAUGUUCAACAGGUACAGAAGGGUCUUGAUGAAUGUCUGUUUAAACUGCUGGUCCUGGGCUAUUUGAUGGAUUCUGAGGGAAGAAUGUGGAAAUGCAGCAACAAGCAGUUGUAUGUGAUUGAGAUUCUACAGUCUACUGUAAACCAGCUCAGAAAUGAACCAACAACGGUAUGCUUUUUUAAAAGACUAUCAAUGUUAAUGUGUUAUCAGAGACUGUCGUCAAUGUACGUGUCAUUUCUUGAUUUUCUUAAAUCACACGUCUCCCCUCUCUUUUUACAGAAAGCACCUGUCAACUUUACCUUCCUGGAUGUGUUCCCAAACAUCUUCUGCCGCCCACCCAACGAGAUUCUAGAACUGGGAAUGAGGAUGCAACAGGAUCCCUCCAUUACGAAGCCCGAAGACCCACUAAUGGAUGACCAAGAGUUCAAGAGUGACGCUUACCAACGACCAUACCAAUAUCUGACACGAUCCCAUAAUCACAUCAACUUGGACAGAUUUAUGUACGGUGGAGUUGAAGGGACCCAUGUGAAAUGUCUACAGUUGCUCCUUCUGUACUGUGGAAUUAAGGACCCCUCAUGGGCAGAGUUGAGGAAUUUUACAUGGUUCCUGAACCUUCAGCUGCGAGACUGUGAGACGUCCGUCUUCUGUGAUGCCUCUAUCACCGGGGACACUCUUCAGGGAUUCAAGAACUUUGUGGUGGACUUCAUGAUUCUGAUGGCCAAGGAUUUCGCCACUCCUUCACUCAGCAUCUCAGACCAGAGCCCUGGGAAGCGGCAGAUCGACCUAACUGGAAAACAAGAAGAAGACCUGGCACCGUUCCGGAUCAGAAAGAGAUGGGAGUCAGAACCACAUCCCUACAUCUUCUUCAAUGGCGACCACAUGUCAAUGACCUUCAUUGGCUUUCACCUUCAGCCCAAUAAAGAAAACUGGGUAGAUGCUGUUGAUCCAUCCACAGGGAGUGUGAUCAAGAGGAACAUCAUGACAAAAAAACUGUUUGACGGCCUGACUCUACAGAGAGUCCCUUUCAACAUUGAUUUUGAUGAACUGUCGAGACAGGAUAAAAUUGAAUACAUUUGCAAUGUUAUGGGAAUCCACCAGCAUCUUGAUCCUGAUGAAACAUAUGAGCUAACAACUGACAAUGUAUUGAAGAUGCUGGCAAUUAUCAUGCGGUUCAGGUGCAGCAUCCCUGUUGUAAUCAUGGGGGAGACAGGGUGUGGGAAAACGAGACUCAUCAACUUCCUCUGUGAACUACAGAAGAGAGCAGUGACCACUCAGAAUAUGAAGCUAGUCAAAGUGCAUGGAGGAACUAGCUCAGACAUGAUUUACACCAAUGUCAGAGAGGCAGAAGCCAUUGCUUAUAACAACAAACAACGCUAUGGCUUUGAUUCUGUUCUCUUCUUUGAUGAAGCCAACACAACAGACGCCCUCAGCAGUAUUAAGGAGGUCAUAUGUGAUCAUACUGUAGAAGGAGAACCUUUGCAAUCCCAAUGUGGCUUGCAAAUUAUUGCUGCAUGCAACCCUUACAGAAAGCACACAGAUGAGAUGAUUCACAGAUUGGAGUCAGCUGGCCUAGGAUACAGAGUCCGAGCUGAAGAGACAGACGAAAAGCUGGGGUCCAUCCCUCUCCGUCAGUUGGUGUACCGAGUCCAGGCCUUGCCCCCAAGCAUGAUCCCUCUGGUGUGGGACUUUGGACAGCUCAAUGAUCACACUGAAAAAAUGUACAUCAAGAAAAUUGUCAAGAGGGUGGUUCAGACCAACAUGAUCAAGAUGGCCUAUGCAAGGUGGAUCACCAAUGUCAUGUCUGCUUCCCAGAGGUACAUGCGGAAAAGGAAAGAUGAAUGUAGCUUUGUAAGUCUGAGGGAUGUGGAGCGUUGCAUGCAAGUUUUUGUCUGGUUUUACAAAAACCAUAAGAUGCUACUUGCUUGUCUGUGGGAGUUUGAGAGAAAUCAAAAUGCAGAGAGGUGUAAACGAAUCCAAAGAGAUCCAGUCUUGUGGUCUCUGGUGAUGGCGGUGGGAGUGUGUUACCACGCCUCAUUGGAAAACAAAGAAGAGUACAGACAAAAGAUCUGCAAGUAUCUCACUGAAACAUACACCCCAUUGAAAGUGAUGCAGGAAAUCUCACUCAUGCAGGAUCUUCUCCUGAGUGGAGUGCCGCUGGGGGAAACAAUUGCACGAAACAAUGCUCUGAAAGAGAACAUCUUCAUGAUUGUUAUCUGCAUUGAGCUAAGAAUCCCUCUCUUCUUGGUAGGGAAACCUGGGAGUUCUAAAUCUCUGUCUAAAACCUUGGUAGCAGAUGCCAUGCAGGGUCAAGCUGCGCACUCUGACCUCUACAAAAGACUGAAGCAGAUUCACCUGGUGUCCUUCCAGUGCAGCCCUCACUCCACGCCAGAGGGCAUCAUCAACACAUUCAAGCAAUGUGCACGUUUCCAGGAGGGAAAGAACUUGAAGGAGUACAUAUCAGUGGUGGUGCUGGAUGAAAUUGGAUUGGCUGAGGACUCUCCCAAAAUGCCCCUGAAAACCCUCCAUCCUCUGCUAGAAGAGGGAUGCAUUGAUGAUGAGCCUUUACCACACAAGAAGGUUGGAUUCAUUGGCAUUUCCAACUGGGCUUUGGACCCCGCGAAGAUGAACAGAGGGAUUUUUGUUUCACGCGGUGACCCUGACGAGAAGGAGCUGAUUGAGAGUGCAAAAGGCAUAUGCUCGUCUGACACAAUGAUUUUGGAGAAAGUCAGAGAUUUCUUUCAACCCUUUGCCAGGGCCUACCUAAACAUCAGCCCAGAAAAAGGCAAAGGUUUCUUUGGUUUGCGUGACUACUACAGCUUAAUCAAGAUGCUUUUUGCAGUUACCAAGGCCUCAGAGCAGAUCCCUAGUGCAGAGAAGAUUGUGGAGGCGGUACUAAGGAACUUCAGUGGAAGAGAUGAUGUGGACGCAGUCACGGUCUUCACCGAAACGCUUAAGAUCAAUCCAAAUCUGGAGAGGAUCAGUACCAUUGAGCUUGUGAGACAAAACAUCUCCGCUCAGGAGGAAGACUGCCGCUAUUUGCUGCUACUGACCAAAAACUAUGCAGCCUUACAGAUCCUGCAGCAGACCUUUUUCUCAGAGAGCUGCCAGCCUGAGAUUAUCUUUGGGUCCAGCUUCCCCAAGGACCAAGAGUACACCCAGAUCUGCCGCAACAUCAACCGAAUCAAGAUCUGCAUGGAAACCGGUCGAACCGUCGUGCUCCUGAACUUGCAGAACCUAUACGAAAGUCUCUACGAUGCUCUCAACCAAUACUACGUCUGCUUAGGAGGACAAAAGUAUGUUGACCUGGGACUGGGGACCCAUCGUGUCAAAUGCAGAGUGCACAAAGACUUCAGGCUCAUUGUCAUUGAGGAUAAAGAGGUGGUCUACAACCAGUUUCCGAUCCCUCUCAUCAACAGGCUUGAGAAGCAUUACCUGGACAUCUAUACUGUCCUUGGUAAAGAACAAAAGGAAAUUGUUGCAGACUUGGAGAGAUGGGUUGGGCAGUUUGUAGAUCUUCGACAAAGCUUAACUGCACCACAAACCUACAAGUACCAACCUCCUGAUGUUUUCAUUGGCUUCCAUGCGGACACGUGUGCCUCGGUGGUUCUUCAAGUGACAGAGAAACAGAGGGGAGACAUGGACAUCCCAGACCAACAAAGAAGAGUACUAGAUGAGGCCAAACUCAUCCUGGUGAACUGUGCCACUCCGGACUCUGUGGCUCGUCUGGACUGCACAGGGCUCUCUAAAGUGGAGAGUGAACAUCUGACCGGGUUCUACUAUGAAGAGAGGAAGCACAGCUCUUUGGCUGACUUUGUCUGUCACACACAACAGGUUGAGCAGAGCCCUUCCUGCUUCACGGAGGUAAUUAGUUGUAGUUGAAUUUGUACAGUACAUUUUACGUCUUAUUUAUCCACUCCUAAUUUUUAUCUUAACUUCCCCAGGUGACGACAUUUUCCAGACUGUUGACAGAAUCGGAUAUUGGACCGCUGAAGGAGGUGGUACACAAUGUAGAGCUUCUGUCACUGCAGCAGUUUGACACAGAGCUCUCUUUCCGCAAGAAGAUCAGGUUUAUUUAUUUUAAAUGUUUUAGCCUGUACAUCAUAUAUUUUGUCUGUCCCCCCCCCAGUUAUUUGGACAGAUUGAAAAAAUAUAUAUUUUUUUUAAUCUAGGGAAUUUCUGACGCCUGGAAAUGCAUCAAGCAAUAAACUACUCAUUAUUCAGUCAGAUUUGGAUGAAGCAUCCCACAAUGCAAGUGUCAUUGCGUCUGCAAAGUAAAGUGAAUCUAAUUUCAUAAAUAUCUGCUUACUAAAUGAAAACUAAGGUCAAUCUAAUUUCAUAAAUAUCUGUGACUAAAUGAGAUACUAUCUGAGAAACAUGUUUCAUUGUUUUCAGGUACUCUGCCAUAAAUGAAAUCAACAAAUCAGAACAAGAGGAGAUUGAAGGCAAGGUGUUGGUCUACUUCAUCACCAAACUGUUAAGGUCGGAGAGUGGGACUUCCUUUGUUGGAUUUCAUGGAGGUGAGAUACAAGUAUUUCGCUACACCCGCAAUAACAUCUGCUAAAUAUGUGUAUGUGACCAAUAACAUUUGAUUUGAUCUUCUACAUGCAGCUUUAAAGCCUGUUGACAUAACAUUUGCAAUUUAUAACAUGGAAUCGGAAAGUGUCAAUAAAAUUCUAUUGGUCAUUUUCUGCAAUAGGUCCCUGGAGGUCAGUUCAUAUUGAUGACCUCAGAAGAUCCAAAGAUAUUGUGUCAGAUAUCAGAGUCUUGCGAAACCUUGCCAUCUGUCAACUGUUUGAGGAAAGGCAGGCUCAGCCUCAAGGUAACAAAAGCUGUGUGUGAUUUUAUGUAAAUGCCUGGCUAUGAAAAGCCUACUGACAUUGAGUACGGUUACAUGCACACAAUAAUGCGAUUAUUGUGGAUAGUCAGAUUAAUAUAAUAGUUUUAAAACGUUUACAUGCUUUGCAAGAAUGAACGAUUCCCCUAAUAAUAUUGUCUACAUGAACACAUCUGAAAUCGGACAUAUAAAGUUUGUAUGUGAAAACUACUUCUAAGACUCAUACAUUCAGUUGUUCCGAAGGGAGGCUCUCGGCUGGUGCUAGCACAUGAGCAGAUCAAACACACCGCUGGAAAACCAAUGAAGACUGCUCAGAAAACCAGGUGUUUUAAAUCGGCAUAUGCUUACUUAGAUUUUGACCUUACACCAAUUAAGAUAAGGUGUUCACAUGACUGUUGCAUAAUCUGCCUACUGCCAUAAACAGUUUAAUAUGGAAUUAUUUGUGUGCAUGUAAACGUACUCAUUGACUCCUGAGGUGCUGACCUGUUGCAUCCUCUAUAGCAGGGUCAGGUAAUGGUUAUUAUCUGACCCUGCUGGUCAUCGCUGAACGUCUUGAAUGUGUUGAAUAAAGACAAGGCCUUUAUGGCCACAUGUACUCUUAAAUCUCCAUCCAGCACAGCCAGAAGAGGACUGGCCACCCCUCAGAACCUGGUUCCUCUCUAGGUUUUCUUACUAGGUUCCUGCCUUUCUAGGGAGUUUUUCCCUAGCCUCUGUGCUUCUGCAUCUGCAUUGGUUGUUCUUUAGGGUUUUAGGCUGGGUUUCCGUAAAGCACGUUGUGACGACUGCUCAUGGAAGAAGAGCAAAGUAGACAACGUAUAAUUACAUGAUGUACAUCCCAUGUCAGGAAGGACUAACUGAAAUCUGAACACUACCCCUAAAAAGUUUAUAUGUUGACCUACAAUUACACAAAUGUUCUAAUAUUGUGGGCAGGUUUGGAUGACAUGUAUUCUGGGACAGAUCAACUUGAAGACCAAACAGUGAGUAAUAUCCAAAUUCAUCUGCAAUUUGAUAGAUCAUGCAUUACAUGUCUUUGUUUUUUUUGUUUUUUUUUGGAGCACCUUCAUGUUCCUUGGGCUCUCUACCUUCUGCAGUGCUGGGAGGAUGUCCUGGACACUACGCUGCUUGUGCGUAGCUGCGUUCAGAGCGCGGUGGGCAUGCUCCGAGACCAGAUGGAUGGUGGGUUCCGCAACAUCAGGAGAGUUGAGAUCCUGCUGACUCUCCUGACUGACAACGACGAAAUAAGAGGAAGUAAGGUUGAGCGACAGUUAUUCCACAGUUGUAGUAAUGCAAUCCAUUCACAUGAAUCCAACUCUUUCUAUUCCAUAGUUGUAGUAAUGCAAUCCAUUCACAUGAAUCCAACUCUUUCUAUUCCAUAGUUGUAGUAAUGCAAUCCAUUCACAUGAAUCCAACUCUUUCUAUUCCAUAGUUGUAGUAAUGCAAUCCAUUCACAUGAAUCCAACUCUUUCUAUUCCAUAGUUGUAGUAAUGCAAUCCAUUCACAUGAAUCCAACUCUUUCUAUUCCACAGUUGUAGUAAUGCAAUCCAUUCACAUGAAUCCAACUCUUUCUAUUCCAUAGUUGUAGUAAUGCAAUCCAUUCACAUGAAUCCAACUCUUUCUAUUCCAUAGUUGUAGUAAUGCAAUCCAUUCACAUGAAUCCAACUCUUUCUAUUCCAUAGUUGUAGUAAUGCAAUCCAUUCACAUGAAUCCAACUCUUUCUAUUCCACAGUUGUAGUAAUGCAAUCCAUUCACAUGAAUCCAACUCUUUCUAUUCCAUAGUUGUAGUAAUGCAAUCCAUUCACAUGAAUCCAACUCUUUCUAUUCCAUAGUUGUAGUAAUGCAAUCCAUUCACAUGAAUCCAACUCUUUCUAUUCCAUAGUUGUAGUAAUGCAAUCCAUUCACAUGAAUCCAACUCUUUCUAUUCCACAGUUGUAGUAAUGCAAUCCAUUCACAUGAAUCCAACUCUUUCUAUUCCAUAGUUGUAGUAAUGCAAUCCAUUCACAUGAAUCCAACUCUUUCUAUUCCAUAGUUGUAGUAAUGCAAUCCAUUCACAUGAAUCCAACUCUUUCUAUUCCAUAGUUGUAGUAAUGCAAUCCAUUCACAUGAAUCCAACUCUUUCUAUUCCAUAGUUGUAGUAAUGCAAUCCAUUCACAUGAAUCCAACUCUUUCUAUUCCAUAGUUGUAGUAAUGCAAUCCAUUCACAUGAAUCCAACUCUUUCUAUUCCACAGUUGUAGUAAUGCAAUCCAUUCACAUGAAUCCAACUCUUUCUAUUCCAUAGUUGUAGUAAUGCAAUCCAUUCACAUGAAUCCAACUCUUUCUAUUCCAUAGUUGUAGUAAUGCAAUCCAUUCACAUGAAUCCAACUAUUUCUAUUCCAUAGUUGUAGUAAUGCAAUCCAUUCACAUGAAUCCAACUCUUUCUAUUCCACAGUUGUAGUAAUGCAAUCCAUUCACAUGAAUCCAACUCUUUCUAUUCCAUAGUUGUAGUAAUGCAAUCCAUUCACAUGAAUCCAACUCUUUCUAUUCCAUAGUUGUAGUAAUGCAAUCCAUUCACAUGAAUCCAACUCUUUCUAUUCCACAGUUGUAGUAAUGCAAUCCAUUCACAUGAAUCCAACUCUUUCUAUUCCAUAGUUGUAGUAAUGCAAUCCAUUCACAUGAAUCCAACUCUUUCUAUUCCAUAGUUGUAGUAAUGCAAUCCAUUCACAUGAAUCCAACUCUUUCUAUUCCAUAGUUGUAGUAAUGCAAUCCAUUCACAUGAAUCCAACUCUUUCUAUUCCAGUUGUAGUAAUGCAAUCCAUUCACAUGAAUCCAACUCUUUCUAUUCCAUAGUUGUAGUAAUGCAAUCCAUUCACAUGAAUCCAACUCUUUCUAUUCCAUAGUUGUAGUAAUGCAAUCCAUUCACAUGAAUCCAACUCUUUCUAUUCCAUAGUUGUAGUAUGCAAUCCAUUCACAUGAAUCCAACUCUUUCUAUUCCAUAGUUGUAGUAAUGCAAUCCAUUCACAUGAAUCCAACUCUUUCUAUUCCAUAGUUGUAGUAAUGCAAUCCAUUCACAUGAAUCCAACUCUUUCUAUUCCACAGUUGUAGUAAUGCAAUCCAUUCACAUGAAUCCAACUCUUUCUAUUCCAUAGUUGUAGUAAUGCAAUCCAUUCACAUGAAUCCAACUCUUUCUAUUCAUGUUUACGAACAGCUGAAUUUCUGAGAAUUCUAAAGAGACGUCUGCACUCCUUACUGGCAACCCGGGAAAAAAACACUACCUUAACAAAAAACUGGGUCAUUACUGAGGCUUCCAACAUUGAUGCUUUGCAUGAGGGGGGGACAUUUAGGUGAGUGAGCACUAUUCACCAGUGAAUUGAGAGACAAACCCCAUCCAUAUGCUUGUCGUGCUUGUGAAAGAUGUAUAAAUAUUAUCUCCCGAGUGGCGCAGUGGUCUAAGGCACUACAUCGCAGUGCUAACUGUGCCACUAGAGAUCCCGGUUCGAAUCCAGGCUCUGUCGCAGCCGGCCGCGACCGGGAGACCCAUGGGGCGGCGCGCAAUUGGCCCAGCGUCGUCCAGGGUAGGGGAGGGAAUGGCCGGCAGGGAUGUAGCUCAGUUGAUAGAGCAUGGCGUUUGCAACGCCAGGGUUGUGGGUUCGAUUCCCACAGGGGGGCCAGUAUAAAAAAAUAUGUAUUCACUAACUGUAAGUCGCUCUGGAUAAGAGCGUCUGCUAAAUGACUAAAAUGUAAAAUGUAUUUACUGGGGAAAACAAUUUUCUAGACUAGAAUAACACAAUGUAGCUGUUACUCAGUGGCCUACUAAGCUAGUUUUGUGCUUUAACAGACAAACCCUAUGGAAGCGAGUUCAGACGGUGGUCAUUCCACUUUUGGCACAGCUGGUCUCUGUCAUUGACCGUGAUGGUAAUCUAGACCUCCUGCUGGACACCAACUCUGGAGAGCCAAUCAAAAAAUUGUGGUUAGACAUCUUUGGGGAUGACAAACUACUUGAUGUCCCCUUUCCCUGUGCUAGUGUGGACAACAAGUAAGUCUUUCCCUGUGCUAGUGUGGACAACAAGUAAGUCUUUCCCUGUGCUAGUGUGGACAACAAGUAAGUCUUUCCCUGUGCUAGUGUGGACAACAAGUAAGUCUUUCCCUGUGCUAGUGUGGACAACAAGUAAGUCUUUCCCUGUGCUAGUGUGGACAACAAGUAAGUCUUUCCCUGUGCUAGUGUGGACAACAAGUAAGUCUUUCCCUGUGCUAGUGUGGACAACAAGUAAGUAUUUCCUGUGCUAGUGGGGACAACCAAGUAAGUCUUUCCCCGUGCUAGUGUGGACAACAAGUUAAGUCUUUCCCUGUGCUAGUGGGGACAACAAGUAAGUCUUUCCCUGUGCUAGUGUGGACAACAAGUAAGUCUUUCCCUGUGCUAGUGUGGACAACAAGUAAGUCUUUUCCCUGUGCUAGUGUGGACAACAAGUAAGUCUUUCCCUGUGCUAGUGUGGGACCAACAAGUAGUCUUUCCCUGUGCUAGUGUGGACAACAAGUAAGUCUUUCCGUGCUAGUGUGGACAACAAGUAAGUCUUUCCCCCUGGCUAGUGUGGACAACAAGUAAGUCUUUCCCUGUGCUAGUGUGGACAACAAGUAAGUCUUUAUUCCCUGGUGCUGUGCUAGUGUGGACAACAAGUAAGUCUUUCCCUGUGCUAGUGUGGACAACAAGUAAGUCUUUCCCUGUGCUAGUGUGGACAACAAGUAAGUCUUUCCCUGUGCUAGUGUGGACAACAAGUAAGUCUUUCCCUGUGCUAGUGUGGACAACAAGUAAGUCUUUCCCUGUGCUAGUGUGGACAACAAGUAAGUCUUUCCCUGUGCUAGUGUGGACAACAAGUAAGUCUUUCCCUGUGCUAGUGUGGACAACAAGUAAGUCUUUCCCUGUGCUAGUGUGGACAACAAGUAAGUGGCCUCAGUGAUAAGGACCAUUUAUUUGUCUUCUGUAUGGUCUUAUUCAGUGUGAAGAUUUUACAUUUUUAUUUACAUUUUCGAAAAACAAUGUGAAUUGGAAGACGUAUUAAUCACAUUAAUCAGUAUGUUCUUCGUCUCGGCACCCAGAACCAAAUCUUGUGUGAGUGUCUGUCUCUGCUCAGCUACUUAUAAAUGUUUAUUUAGCUCAUCCUACAUCCUCUAUACAGUAUAUUGGCUAUUUGUAUUCAUUUACUCACCAUGGCUGGUCUAUAACCUACAGUACCGGUCAAAAGUUUUAGAACACCUACUCAUUCAAGGGUUUUUCUUUAUUUUUUACUAUUUUCUACAUUGUAGAAUAAUAGUGAAGACAUCAAAACUAUGAAAUAACACAUGUGGAAUCAUGUAGUAACCAAAAAAGUGUUAAACAAAUCUAAAUAUGUUUUAUAUUUGAGAUUCUUCAAAGUAGUACCCUUUUCCUUGAUGACAGCUUUUCACACUCUUGGCAUUCUCUCAACCAGCUUCAUGAGGUAGUCACCUGGAAUGCAUUUCAAUUAACAGGUGUUCCUUGUACAUUUGUGGAAUUUCUUUCCUUCUUAAUGUGUUUGAGCCAAUCAGUUGUGUUGUGACAAGGUAGGGUUGGUGUACAGAAGAUAGCCCUAUUUGGUAAAAGACCAAGUCCAUAUUAUGGCAAGAACAGCUCAAAUAAGCAAAGAGAAACAACAGUCCAUCAUUACGUUAAGACAUGAAGGUCAGCAAUACGGAACAUUUCAAGAACUUUGAAAGUGCAGUCGCAAAAACCAUCAAGCGCUAUGAUGAAACUGGCUCUCGUGAUGACCGCCACAGGAAAGGAAGACCCAGAGUUACCUCUGCUGCAGAGGAUAAGUUCAUUAGUUACCAGCCUCAGAAAUUGCAGGCCAAAUAAAUGCUUCACAGAGUUCAAGUAACAGACACAUCUCAACAUCAACUGUUCAGAGGAGACUGCGUGAAUCAGGCCUUCAUGGUUGAAUUGCUGCAAAGAACCCACUACUAAAGGACACCAAUAAUAAGAAGAGACUUGCUUGGGCCAAGAAUCAGAAGCAAUGGACAUUAGACCGGUGGAAAUGUGUCCUUUGGUCUGGAGUCCAAAUUGGAGAUUUUUGGUUCCAACCGCCGUGUCUUUGUGAGACGCAGUGUAGAUGAACGGAUGAUCUCCGCAUGUGUAGUUCCCACCGUGAAGAAUGGAGGAGGAGGUGUGAUGAUGUGGGAGUGCUUUGCUGGUGACCUUGUUUGUGAUUUAUUUAGAAUUCAAGGCACACUUAACUAGCAUGGCUACCACAGCAUUCUGCAGCGAUACGCCAUCCCAUCUGGUUUGGGCUUAGUGGGACUAUCAUUUCUUUUUCAACAGGACAAUGACCCAACAUACCUCUAGGCUGUGUAAGGGCUAUUUGACCAAGAAGGAGAGUGAUGGAGUGCUGCAUCAGAUUACCUGGCCUCCACAAUCACCCGACCUCAACCUAAUUGAGAUGGUUUGGGAUAAGUUGGACCGCAGAUUGAAGGAAAAGCAGCCAACAAGUGCUCAGCAUAUGUGGGAACUCCUUCAAAACUAUUGGAAAAGCAUUCCAGGUGAAGCUGGUUGAGAGAAUGCCAGGAGUAUGCAAAGCUGUCAUCAAGGCAAAAGUUGGCUACUUUGAAGAAUGAAAUAUAAAUAUACAUUUGAUUUGUUUAACACUUUUUUUGGUUACUACAUGAUUCCAUAUGUGUUAUUUCAUAGUUUUGAUGUCUUCACUAUUAUUCUACAAUGUAGAAAAUAGUAAAAAAUAAAGAAAAACCCUUGAAUGAGUAGGUGUGUCCAAAGGUUUGACUGGUACUGUAAUUUUUAUAUUAUUUUUACCAGGUGUCCAGACACUUAAAAAUAAAAUAUCACUUGAUUUUGAGAAACUUACCCCACCAGCGAUAGACUUCCUCAGGCUUGUUUUGCAGUAUGGGGGCUAAAAGGCUCCUAAAACACCAAAAUAUGUCCUUUUAGAAACCGCAACACUCUCAGUAUAGUGAUGCAGGUCUUUUUAGAUGUUGUACACAUGAAAUUGUGUCAUUCCUAACUUUAUCCGAAACGUUAUAUUCCCAUUUUGUUGAACUCGAGCGAUAUGUUUUCCGUGUGCGAGCAUGCGCAUUCCUUCUCGUUCCCAUUGUGGUGAUAGUAAUGAGGAAAGUUUUGAAUUGGAAUUUGGUUUACUUUCUGAAUUGAAAUGGAAUUGAUCCCAACUCUGGAAUGCAUGACACAGUGCAUUAGCCUCUCUGCUUGUUCUAUUCCUGCUAAAACAGAUUCAGACUGGCACCAAGUCAGUACCCUAUUCUUAGGGUUGUUAAUAUCCAGAAAUAUUUAAGCGAUUCUAUGUUCCUGGAUUUGGAAAUCGAUUCCAAGAGGUACAAACACGUUCACACAAGUAUAAUAAUAUGUAUUUGUUAUUUAUAGCAAAAGCUAUUCACAUUUGGAUUGAAGAUAUACAAUUUCUACCUAAAGCAUAUGCCAUCAUCAAAAUUGCACAAAACCAACAAAAAAAUUAUUAUAAUAAUCACAAAACCUGAAAUUUGAUGGAAAGUACCAUUUUUAAAGUGGCAGGAAUGAAUUUCUUGAAAAAUUAUCGAUUCCUCGUGAAGGAGUCGAUUCUGAUUCCCACUACUGUUAGGAAUCGGGGAAUCGACUAUUUUUGGAAAUGACUCCCUGCCCUGCGUAUUAUUUAAUUCCAUUGUAAAUCACCCUCCCCUUGUCCCAGUUCUGCGUCUAAGACCAUCCUGGUCCAGAAUAACAUCCCAAUAGACAAGAAUAUCAGCUGUAUCAUGCCCUUCAGCUGGAAGAUCAAGGACUACCUGGAUGAACUUUGGAUUUAUGCUCUACAACAUGAAGGUAGUAGAUCAUAACAUAUCCGGGGGGGGGGGUCAUAGUGUAACCUAUGUAUUGCACUGUCACAGUUAUUUUGUUUCCCUAUCGUUUUGACAGGCCAAACUCAGAGGCAGUUUGAGGUGUUUUUCGGGAAGACUCCUCUGGGCCGCUACAUUGCAACGGCGGACAAGGAGAUGCAGACAGAGCUUUUCCACAGAUACCUGCAGGAUUUCAUUACCAUGACCAUGAAUGUGACUUGUGAAGAGGACAAACAGGUUUGAUUUUUUUUCUUUUUUUCACUUUCACCAUGAGUCAGCGUUUCCCCUAUGAUCUUUUUCAGCAGCGGGUGGCAAAGUUAGCGUAGAGGGAGGGGGUGAGGUUGUGGGGUGGGGUGGGGGACAUUUUACAGUUUUAAAGCUAGUUUCCUGAAAUUCUACAAAUGUUGUCAUUGUUUAUGCUGUGUUGGAGUGACCUAAAAGGUAUACCAAAGUGAAUGGGGGCCCCAUGCAAUGACAUAUACAGUGGGGGAAAAAAGUAUUUAGUCAGCCACCAAUUGUGCAAGUUCUCCCACUUAAAAAGAUGAGAGAGGCCUGUAAUUUUCAUCAUAGGUACACGUCAACUAUGACAGACAAAAUGAGGGAAAAAAAUCCAGAAAAUCACAUUGUAGGAUUUUUUAUGAAUUUAUUUGCAAAUUAUGGUGGAAAAUAAGUAUUUGGUCAAUAACAAAAGUUUCUCAAUACUUUGUUAUAUACCCUUUGUUGGCAAUGACACAGGUCAAACGUUUUCUGUAAGUCUUCACAAGGUUUUCACAAACUGUUGCUGGUAUUUUGGCCCAUUCCUCCAUGCAGAUCUCCUCUAGAGCAGUGAUGUUUUGGGGCUGUUGCUGGGCAAUACGGACUUUCAGCUCCCUCCAAAGAUUUUCUAUUGGGUUCAGGUCUGGAGACUGGCUAGACCACUCCAGGACCUUGAGAUGCUUCUUACGGAGCCACUCCUUAGUUGCCCUGGCUGUGUGUUUCGGGUCGUUGUCAUGCUGGAAGACCCAGCCACGACCCAUCUUCAAUGCUCUUACUGAGGGAAGGAGGUUGUUGGCCAAGAUCUCGCGAUACAUGGCCCCAUCCAUCCUCCCCUCAAUACGGUGCAGCUGUCCUGUCCCCUUUGCAGAAAAGCAUCCCCAAAGAAUGAUGUUUCCACCUCCCAUGCUUCACGGUUGGGAUGGUGUUCUUGGGGUUGUACUCAUCCUUCUUCUUCCUCCAAACACGGCGAGUGGAGUUUAGACCAAAAAGCUCUAUUUUUGUCUCAUCAGACUACAUGACCUUCUCCCAUUCCUCCUCUGGAUCAUCCAGAUGGUCAUUGGCAAACUUCAGACGGGCCUGGACAUGCGCUGGCUUGAGCAGGGGGACCUUGCGUGCGCUGCAGGAUUUUAAUCCAUGACGGCGUAGUGUGUUACUAAUGGUUUUCUUUGAGACUGUGGUCCCAGCUCUCUUCAGGUCAUUGACCAGGUCCUGCCGUGUAGUUCUGGGCUGAUCCCUCACCUUCCUCAUGAUCAUUGAUGCCCCACGAGGUGAGAUCUUGAUGCCCCAGACCGAGGUUGAUUGACCGUCAUCUUGAACUUCUUCCAUUUUCUAAUAAUUGCGCCAACAGUUGUUGCCUUCUCACCAAGCUGCUUGCCUAUUGUCCUGUAGCCCAUCCCAGCCUUUUGCAGGUCUACAAUUUUAACCCUGAUGUCCUUACACAGCUCUCUGGUCUUGGCCAUUGUGGAGAGGUUGGAGUCUGUUUGAUUGAGUGUGUGGACAGGUGUCUUUUAUACAGGUAACGAGUUCAAACAGGUGCAGUUAAUACAGGUAAUGAGUGGAGAACAGGAGGGCUUCUUAAAGAAAAACUAACAGGUCUGUGAGAGCCGGAAUUCUUACUGGUUGGUAGGUGAUCAAAUACUUAUGUCAUGCACUAAAAUGCAAAUUAAUUACUUAAAAAUCAUACAAUGUGAUUUUCUGGAUUUUUGUUUUAGAUUCCGUCUCUCACAGUUGAAGUGUACCUAUGAUAAAAAUUACAGACCUCUACAUGCUUUGUAAAUAGGAAAACCUGCAAAAUCGGCAGUGUAUCAAAUACUUGUUCUCCCCACUGUAUAUAUUUAUAAUUUUUUGGAGUGGAGGCCAUGAUUUAGCACUGAUGAUUAUUUUUCCAAAGUUCAUUCCAGGUUGUCAGUGGGAUGUGUAAUAUCUUGAGGUGUGUGUGUGUGUGUGUGUGUGUGUGUGUGUGUGUGUGUGUGUGUGUUGUGUGCGCGCGCAACAAUGUAGCUCCUUUGUGGCGCCUUGACCUGUUGUGUGAACGAGCUCCGACUACGUCAUGAUGCUGUUUGGACGGAGGUGACCUCUCUGCCCUGGGUCCAUGCUGCCUACAGCGAGUUUAAGAACCGCUUACAGAACUUCUCCAGAAUGAUCAGCAUCCCCCGAGUGGGCCAGGGCCUCCUGGAGAACACACAAACCAGAGAGGGGAUGGAGCUGGUGAGUAGUUGGGUGUAAAUCCUUGCGUAAAAAGAAAAAGGGCCCAAUUGAUAUAAAUGUACGGAAAAGUAAGAGAGAAAAAAAAGCCUGUCUCUUUGCAUAUGCAACUCUUAUUCUUCACGGUCAAUGUUUGCAUAAAGGACAUCAAUAGUUGCUCAAAUAAUGAACAUGAUGUUGUGAGUUUAUGCAAGUAUAUCUCAAGGGUGUUUUUUUUUUUUUUUUCAACACUAUCCUCUAUCCCUCACUGCUCCCCAGGUCCUCGAUGUGUACGCGGCAAUGGCCUGCGUGGAAUACCUGGAGCCCCAGGCUCUGGACACAGACGCCCAGCGGCUUGACUGGCUCAGGCAGGUCAAGAGGCUCCAGGUGCCCAUAGAGCUGGUCUGCUCUGAGGAGAGUCGUAGGCACUGUGGGGAGAGAAGCAAGUCCAUGGUCUGCAGAGUCCAGUGAGUUCAAUGGGAUUAGAAUAUAAUUAACGAUUGUCCAUCCGAAGAUGAAACAUUUGCCCUUAGAUAAAUGACACAAACAACACAUCAUAUCCAUUAUUACACAUUACAAACAGGAUUAACAGUGAGAAUGACACACUAGACCUACUAUACAUUUGAAAUACAAUUUGUAAGUCGCUCUGGAUAAGAGCGUCUGCUAAAUGACGUAAAUGUAAAUACAGUAUUUAUAUUAUAUUUAAAAUAUGUAUUAUAUUUAAUCCCAUAGGACAUUAUGCUGUACACAAACAUGUAAACCUACCUACCUAUUGCAUUUAUACUAUUGAUAUAAGUAACUGUUAACUACUGUUCCGUACAUGUAAAAAGUCACAUUACAGUACAUGUACAUUCAAUUCCUUAGUUGCUGCUACGACAUGAGUUGUUCUUUCAUGGUCCCUGUAGGAGCAGAUGGAACCGCAUCUUUGUCCUGUCUCUAUUUGUGGAGCACCUGUUGCUGGGUGUCGAGAAAGUGGACAAGAGGCUGAAGCCUUUGGUUUUAGCGUCCGUGCGACGGUUAUGUCACGUGAGAUUCAUCUUAUCUCCUCCUCUGUUAUAUUUCAUCUAAUGUAGUGAAGUUGUAUAACACAAAAAAUUGCAUUUUUCUACUCUUUAAUUAAUUAAAGGUACUGGAGAGGGAUGCAGACCUUAAAAUUAAGCAGGCGUUUGAGGAAGUGCUCAAUAUACUUAAGGCCUGCAGAGAAGAAGCAGUUGAAAACAGAUGGUGGGGACACUCAUGUUGAUUUAUUAAAUCAUUAAGGUUACAUUUCAGCUAGUCAAAUUCUGCUUGAUUUACCGUUGACAAUUCUAAAUUCAUUACCAUAACGCCAAUUAUCACGCUAUAUCCAUGCAAAUCACUGUGUGGUAGCGUCAAGAGAAGCUUGAAAGUCAAGAUUAAUCAAGCAAUCCGAUUACUUCCUGUAAAUCCUGUGAGUGCUGUGCAAGGUAGAUUUAGACAGAAGUCUAUGGGAGAGUGGAAUGUUCUUAUGUACAUCUUAGUAAUUCAAUUGAUUUUCAAGAUUCUCUGGCGCUAGCACACAUUGGCUAACACAGAUUUAGCUUGAUAAUGGGCGAGUGGCUAUUGCUGACAUCAAUAAGGUAAUUCAGAAUUGAAGUACCAGUUUAAAAAAUGAAAAAUGGCGCUCUUCACGACUUGGACUUUCGGUUUAUCCUGAACUGAAAUGGAAAUUGGGACAACCCUGUCUUUUUUUCAUUGUUUUAUUUUGCAGGAAUGCCAAGCAGUUCAAGAAGAAGUGCAGUGCUUUCUUUAUUGACCUAGUCUCUAUGGUGUGCUUCAAGGACAACUCUCCGCCCUGUACGACCAUCAUCCUCCACCUGUUGUCUUUCCUCACAGUGGAGGCUCAAUCUAGUCCUAUCAUCAGAGGUACCCUCGGAUUGUCCCGGGCAAAAACAACCCCUAAAUUCUAUAAAAAAAAUGUUUUAUUGCGGAUCUUGAAAGAACGGGAUAAGUGUAAACAGUAUCGCAAAAAUUCUACAAAUUUAAUCAGAUCUUCGAACCCAGAAAGGCUUUGUUUUUGGACAGGCCAUUGUGUCCCUUCAGUGUUUCUCGAAUCUGAUGUGUGUGUGUGUGUGUGUGUGUGUGUGUGUGUGUGUGUGUGUGUGUGUGUGUGUGUGUGUGUGUGUGUGUGUGUGUGUGUGUGUGUGUGUGUGUGUGUUUUGUUUCCGUCUUGGCCAGAACAUAGACAGAUUCAGAGGCACUCUCGCUUUGAUCAGUCUGUGGACAACAUCCAGUGGUUCAUUGGUUCGGUUUGGUUGUUAUUCAUCAAACUCCUCCUCCUGCUCUUCCACCUGCUGAACUUACUCAUGGUGGAGGCUCAGUCUGCCCUCAAUAUCACAGGUACCCUCCUGCUGUCUGACACCUUGUAUCAGCAUGAUAUAGGAAUGUGAGUUUGUGUUUUAUUUCUUACCACCAUUUUCUUGGCCAGGACCUUUUCGCAGACAAACCAAGGCAAUCUCUCCCUUUGGUGUUGAUGUGGACAGAAGUCCAAUGGUUUGGUCAGUAGUGCUCAAACUCCUGCUCAAGUACAGGUGAGUUACUAAGUACAGGUGAGUUAUUAAGUACAGGUGAGUUAUUAAGUACAGGUGAGUUAUUAAGUACAGGUGAAUUAUUAAGUACAGGUGAGUUAUUAAGUACAGGUGAAUUAUUAAGUACAGGUGAAUUAUUAAGUACAGGUGAGUUAUUAAGUACAGGUGAGUUAUUAAGUACAGGUGAGUUAUUAAGUACAGGUGAGUUAUUAAGUACAGGUGAAUUAUUAAGUACAGGUGAGUUAUUAAGUACAGGUGAGUUAUUAAGUACAGGUGAGUUACUAAGUACAGGUGAGUUACUAAGUACAGGUGAGUUACUAAGUACAGGUGAGUUAUUAAGUACAGGUGAGUUAUUAAGUACAGGUGAGUUAUUAAGUACAGGUGAGUUACUAAGUACAGGUGAGUUACAGGUGGUUGUCUACUCUUUUAUUUAAUGGGGUUAAGUUUAUCAAGAUACCCCAAAAUGUUUAUUGAAUAGUUUUUUGUGUGCUUGUCUUCAAGCUUUGAUGAUGUCAAAGGUCACCUGCAGCAGCAUCUGACAGAAGUUGAGCAGAGUGAUAUCUUGGAGGAAUCAAGAAAAACAGAACUUUAUUCCUUAUACAUAAACUGCAUGGAGGUAUGAACACAAUUUCACAUUAAAUUUGCAAUAGAAGUUGUUUUUAUUUAAAAAGGGUCAGUCUUAACUUCUACAUCAAAUCAUAUAACGAUGAAGUCACUUACAACUCAGGUGUUUCCUGAGUGGCGCAGUGGUCUAAGGCACUGCAUCGCAGUGCUAACUGUGCCACUAGAGAUCCUGGUUCAAAUCCAGGCUCCGUCGCAGCCGGCCGCGACCGGGAGACUCAUGGGCGGCGCACAAUUGGCCCAGCGUUGUCCAGGGUAGGGGAGGGAAUGGCCGGCAGGGAUGUAGUUCAGUUGAUAGAGCAUGGCGUUUGCAACGCCAGGGUUGUGGGUUCGAUUCCCACGGGGGGGCAGUAUAAAAAAAUAAAAUAAAAUAAAAAAUAAAAAACUGUAAGUCGCUCUGGAUAAGAGCGUCUGCUAAAUGACGUAAAUGUAAAUGUUACAAUAAUUGUUUUUUUAAUGAAAAUGUGCAAAAAAGAAACCACAAUAUAAUUUUUGGGCAAAAUCACAAUUUCUCAAGCAAUCACUUUGCCGAGAUGCUUGGGCAUAAUCAUUUAAUUUUGGCAUAAUACAAAUCAGCUAAUUAUGAACUGUGUUAUGCAAUUAGGAAGGUCAAUAAGACCAACUACAUCGCAAAUCUGGAGGAGCAAUACAGUACAUUGUUUAAAUCCGGUUAUAAAUAAAGAAUAAGAGAUGUAUUUUAUAUAGUGCUUUUCAUUACAAUCAGAACCUCAAAGUCGCUUUAGAAACAAAACUAAUUCAAAUCAAAUCAAAUGUUAUUUGUCACAUGCGCCGAAUACAACAGGUGUAGACCUUACCGUGAAAUGCUUACUUACAAGCCCUUAACCAACAAUGCAGUUCAAGAAAUAGAGUUAAGAAAAUAUUUACUAAAUAAACUAAAGUAAAAAAUUUAAUAAAAAGUAACACAAUAAAAUUACAUAACAAUAACGAGGCUAUAUACAGGGGGUACCGGUACCGAGUCAACGUGCGGGGGCACAGGUUAGUCCAGGUAAUAACGAGGCUAUAUACAGGGGGUACCGGUACCGAGUCAACGUGCGGGGGCACAGGUUAGUCCAGGUAAUAACGAGGCUAUAUACAGGGGGUACCGGUACCGAGUCAACGUGCGGGGGUACAGGUUAGUCCAGGUAAUAACGAGGCUAUAUACAGGGGGUACCGGUACCGAGUCAAUGUGCGGGGGCACAGGUUAGUCCAGGUAAUAACGAGGCUAUAUACAAGGGGUACCGGUACCGAGUCAAUGUGCGGGGGGUACAGGUUAGUCCAGGUAAUUUGUACAUGUAGGUAGGGGUAAAGUGACUAUGCAUAGAUAAUAAACAGCGAGUAGCAGCAGUGUAAAAACAAAAGGGGGGGGGGGGGGUCAAUGUAAAUGGUCUGGGUGGCCAUUUGAUUAAUUGUUCAGCAGUCGUAUGGCUUAGGGGUAGAAGCUGUUAAGGAGCCUUUUGGACCUAGACUUGGCGCUCCGAUACCGCUUGCCGUGCAGGUAGCAGAGAGAACAUUCUAUGACUUGGGUGACUGGAGUGUUUGACAAUUCUUUGGGCCUUCCUCUGACACCGCCUAGUAUAUAGGUCCUGGAUGGCAGGAAGCUUGGCCCCAGUGAUGUAUUGGGCCGUACGCACUACCCUCUGUAGUGCCUUGCGGUUGGAUGCCGAGCAGUUCCCAUACCAGUCUCCUGAGUGGGAAAAGGUGUUGUCGUGCCCUCUUCACGACUGUCUUGGUGUGUUUGGACCGUGAUAGUUUGUUGGUGAUGUGGACACCAAGGAACUUGAAACUCUCGACCUGCUCCACUAUAGUCCCGUUGAUGUUAAUGGGGGCCUGUUCAGCCCUCCUUUUCCUGUAGUCCACGAUCAUCUCCUUUGUCUUGCUCGCAUUGAGGGAGAGGUUGUUGUCUGUAGUGAUGUUAGGGCAUAGUAUUGUGAGGACCGAGGUAGUUGGUUUGGGGCCAUGAAGUCUACAUUCCUUAUGUCGAAGAAGAUUAGUGAUGUUUAUGGUAGUAUGAUUGAUGGACAGGAUAUAAUGACUUGGGGCAAAGGGUAAUAACAACAGAGAAAGGUAGUGCCUAUGAUGGUUGCCAGAUGUAUGUGAAAGGAAGGAUAACCAAGAGUAUAAAGGAGGUGAGAUUUGUGUGUGUGGGCAGUUCAACUGACAAAGGGCAGAGCUAUGUCCGUUUGUUAGAUGAACCCACAAGCUCGUGAUCCAAUAAAUACUUGGUAUAAAAUCUCCACAGAAUGUCUAAGUAAAUUCUUACAUCCUUGAUUACUUGAAUACCCGAGAAACUCAUCAUAACAUUGUCCUGGCACCACACUGCCAGGUCUCUGACCUCCUCCCUAUAGGCUGUCCAUCGUUGUCGGUGAUCAGGCCUACCACUGUUGUGUCGUCAGCAAACUUAAUGAUGGUGUUGGAGUCAUGCGUGGCCACGCAGUCGUGGGUGAACAGAGAGUACAGGAGGGGACUAAGCACACACCCCUGAGGGGCCCCCGUGUUGAGGAUCAGGGUGCCAGAUGUGUAGUUACCUACUCUUACCACCUGGGGGCGGCCCGUCAGGAAGUCCAGGAUCCAGUUGCAGAGGGAGGUGUUUAGUCCCAGGGCCCUUAGCUUAGUGAUGAGCUUUGUGGGCACUAUGGUGUUGAACGCUGAGCUGUAGUCAAUGAAUAGCAUUCUGACAUAGGUGUUCCUUUUGUCCAGGUGGGAAAGGGCAGUGUGGAGUGCGAUUGAGAUUGCAUCAUCUGUGGAUCUGUUGGGGCGGUAUGCAAUUUGGAGUGGGUCUAGGAUUUCCGGGAUGAUGGUAUUGAUGUGAGCCAUGACCAGCCUUUCAAAGCACUUCAUGGCAUACUAUGUGAGUGCUAAGGGGCGGUAGUUAUUUAGGCAGGCAACCUUCGCAUUCUUGUGCACAGGGACUAUGGUGGUCUGCUUGAAACAUGUAGGUGUUACAGACUCGGUCAGGGAGAGGUUGAAAAUGUCAGUGAAGACACUUGCCAGUUGGUCCGUGCAUGCUCUGAGUACACGCCCUGGUAAUCGGUCUGUAAAAAUGUUGACCUGUUUAAAGAUCUUACUCACAUCGGCUACGGAGAGCAUGAUCAUACAGUUGUCCGGAACAGCUGGUGCUCUCAUGCAUGCUUCAGUGUUGCUUGCCUCGAAGCGAGCAUAAAAGGCAUUUAGCUCGUCUGGUAGGCUUGCGUCACUGGGCAGCUCGCGGCUGGGCAGUCCGUAAUAGUUUGAAAGCCCUGCCACAUCCGACGAGUGUCAGAGCCGGUGUAGUAGGAUUCAAUCUUAGUCCUGUAUUGAAGCUUUGCCUGUUUGAUGGUUCGUCUGAAGGCAUAGCAGGAUUUCUUAUAAGCGUCCGGAUUAGUGUCCCUUGAAAUUAGUGCUCCUUGAAAGCAGCAGCUCUAGCGUUUAGCUCGGUGCGGAUGUUGCCUGUAAUCCAUGGCUUCUGGUUGGGAUAUGUACGUACGGUCACUGUGGGGACGACGUCUUCGAUGCACUUAUUGAUGAAGCCAGUGAUUGAGGUGGUAUACUCCUCAAUGCCAUUGGAUGAAUCACAUAACAUAUUCCAGUCUGUGCUAGCAAAACAGUCUGUGCUAGCAAAACAGUCCUUUAGCGUAGCAUCCGCGUCAUCUGACCAUUUCCGUAUUGAGCGAGUCACUGGUAUUUCCUGCUUUAGUUUUUGCUUGUAAGCAGGAAUCAGGAGGAUAGAAUUAUGGUCAGAUUUGCCAAAUGGAGGGCGAUGGAGAGCUUUGUAUGCGUCUUUGUGUGUGGAGUAAAGGUGAUCUAGAGUUUUUUUCCCCUCUGGUUGCACAUAUGACAUGCUGGUAGAAAUGAGGUAAAAUGGAUUUAAGUUUGCCUGCAUUAAAGUCCCCGGCCACUAGGAGCGCCACUCCUGGAUGAGCAUUUUCUUGUUUGCUUAUGGCCUUAUACAGCUCGUUGAGUGCGGUCUUAGUGCCAGCAUCGGUUUGUGGUGGUAAAUAGACGGCUACGAAUAAUAUAGAUGAGAACUCUUGGUAGAUAGUGUGGUCUAAUCAAAUCAAAUCACAUUUUAUAGGUCACAUACAUGUGUUUAGCAGAUGUUGUUGCGGGUGUAGCGAAAUGCUUGUGCUUCUAGCUCCGACAGUGCAGUAAUAUCUAACAAGUAAUAUCUAACAAUUUCACAGCAUAUACCCAAUACACACAAAUCUAAGUAAGAAAUGAAUUUAGAAUAUAUACAAUAAUGGACAAGCAAUGACAGAGCGGCAUGGAAUAAGAUACAGUAGAAUAUUCUAGAAUACAGUAUAUACAUAUGAGAUGAGUAAUGCAAGAUAUGUAAACAUUAUUAAAGUGGCUAGUGUUCCAUUUCUUAAAGUGGCCAGUGAUUUCUAGACUAUGUCUAUAGGCAGCAGCCUCUAAUGUGCUAGUGAUGGCUGUUUAACAGUCUGAUGGCCUUGAGAUAGAAGCUGUUUUUCAGUCUCUCGGUCCCAGCUUUGAUGCACCUGUACUGACCUCGCCUUCUGGAUGAUAGCAGGGUGAACAGGCAGUGGCUCGGGUGGUUGAUGUCCUUGAUUAUCUUUUUGGCCUUCCUGUGACGUCAGUUGCUGUAGGUGUCCUAGAGGGCGGGUAGUUUGCCCCCGGUAAUGCGUUGUGCAGACCGCACCACCCUCUGGAGAGCCCUGUGGUUGCGGGUGGUGCAGUUGCUGUACCAGGUAGUGAUACAGCCGGACAGGAUGCUCUCAAUUGUGCAUCUGUAAAAGUUUGUGAGGGUUUUAGGUGCCAAGCCAAAUUUCUUUAGCCUCCUGAGGUUGAAGAGGCUCUGUUGCGCCUUCUUCACCACACUGUCUGCGUGGGUGGACCAUUUCAGUUUGUCAGUGAUGUGUAUGCCAAGGAACUUGAAGCUUUCCACCUUCUCCACUGCGGUCCCAUCGAUGUGGAUAGGGGUGUGCACCAUCUGCUGUUUCAUGAAGUCCACAAUCAUCUCCUUUGUUUUGUUGACGUUGAGUGCGGGGUUAUUUUCCUGGCACCACACUCCCAGAGCCCUCACCUCCUCCCUGUAGGCUGUCUCGUCAUUGUCUACAGCUUAUCAUGAGGUACUCUACCUCAGGCGAGCAAUACCUCGAGACUUCUUUAAUAUUAGACAUCGUGCACCAGCUGUUAUUGACAAAUAGACACAUACCCCCGCCCCUCGUCUUACCAGACAUAGCUGCUCUGUCCUGCCGAUGCACGGAAAACCCAGCCAGCUCUAUAUUAUCCGUGUCGUUGUUCAGCCACGACUCGUGAAACAUAAGAUAUUACAGUUUUUAAUGUCCCGUUGGUAGGAUAGUCUCGACCGUAGAUCAUCCAGUUUAUUUUCCAGCGAUUGCAUGUUGGCCAAUAGAUCCGAUGGUUGUGGCGAUUUACUCACUCGCCUACGAAUCCUCACAAGGCACCCCGACCUUCGCCCUCUGUAUCUCCGUCUUUUCGUCACACGAACUACUGGGAUUUGGUCCUGGUCUCCAGGAAGCAGUAUGUCCUUCGCGUCAGACUCAUUGAAGAAAAAAUCUUUGUCCAGUGCGAGGUGAGUAAUCGCUGUUCUGAUGUCCAGAAGCUCCUUUGGGUCAUAAGAGACCGUAGCAGCAACUUUAUGUACAAAAUAAGUUACAAACAAUGCGAAAAAACUAACAAAAUAGCACUAUGUGAAGCAUUUAUUUGGGCUGCAAUCUGAGGUGCAGUUAACUCUAAUGAACUUGUCCUCUGCAGCAGAGGUAACUCUGUGUCUUCCAUUCCUGUGGCGAUCCUUAUGAGAGCCAGUUUCAUCAUAGCGCUUGAUGGUUUUUGCGACUGCACUUGAAGAAACGUUCAAAGUUCAAAUUUUCCACAUUGACUGACCUUCAUGUCUUAAGGUAAUGAUGGACUGUUGUUUCUCUUUGCUUAUUUGAGCUGUUCUUGCCAUAAAAUGGACUUGGUCUUUUACCAAAUAGGGCCAUCUUCUGUAUACCAACCCUACCUUGUCACAACACAACUGAUUGGCUCAAACGCAUUAAGAAAGAAAGAAAUUCCACAAAUUAACUUUUAACAAGGCACACCUGUUAAUUGAAAUGCAUUCCAGGUGACUACCUCAUGAAGCUGGUUGAGAGAAUGCCAAGAGUGUGCAAAGCUGUCAUCAAGGCAAAGGGUGGCUAUUUGAAGAAUCUCAAAUAUAAAAUAUAUUUUGAUUUGUUUAACACUUUUUUGGUUACUACAUGAUUCCAUAUGUGUUAUUUCAUAGUUUGAUUGUCUUCACUAUUAUUCUACAAUGUAGAAAAUAGUGAAAAUAAAGAAAAACCCUUGAAUGAGUAGGUGUGUCCAAACUGUUGACGGGUACUGUAAAUAGUAUAGUUUAAUCAGACAAUGUUUUGACCCCUAGCUGGGUCUUUGACAGGACAAACCAAGUACGUUUGCAGGAGUGUGUCCUGACAAAGAUCCAGUUUGGGGACGAAACGUUGUCCAGUUAAGCUAUACUUUAGGAGCAUGUACCAAUGUGCAGCUACAUCUUUUUGUUCUACAUUAUCCUCUCUAAUCCAGCACUUGGUACUAAAUUGUUUUUAUGGAUAUUCCCAUAGUACCACUCCACUAACCUCUGAUAAUCCAACCCAUUUGAACCAUGCUUUUUUUUCAGAUCGAUAGAUCACUAGCGACAUAGCAACGAAACACAUUUUCUAAACAGAAUUCAACAGAAAACACAGGGUUGACAGAACAUGAUCUUUAAGAAAGUGAAACAAGCAUGUGCUCAAUGGAGCAGAAAUGGACAGGAGAAUUAGUUAUUCUCGUGCCUUAAGUUGAAGCUCACCAAAUUGCAAUAUUCUUAAAAUAUGUUCCAGGUCGAUGCAUUUCACCAAACAACACACGUGGGGAAAAAAAGUAUUUAGUCAGCCACCAAUUGUGCAAGUUCUCCCACUUAAAAAGAUGAGAGAGGCCUGUAAUUUUCAUCAUAGGUACACGUCAACUAUGACAGACAAAAUGAGGGAAAAAAAUCCAGAAAAUCACAUUGUAGGAUUUUUAAUGAAUUUAUUUGCAAAUUAUGGUGGAAAAUAAGUAUUUGGUCAAUAACAAAAGUUUCUCAAUACUUUGUUAUAUACCCUUUGUUGGCAAUGACACAGGUCAAACGUUUUCUGUAAGUCUUCACAAGGUUUUCACACACUGUUGCUGGUAUUUUGGCCCAUUCCUCCAUGCAGAUCUCCUCUAGAGAAGUGAUGUUUUGGGGCUGUUGCUGGGCAACACAGACUUUCAACUCCCUCCAAAGAUUUUCUAUGGGGUUGAGAUCUGGAGACUGGCUAGGCCACUCCAGGACCUUGAAAUGCUUCUUACGAAGCCACUCCUUCGUUGCCCGGGCGGUGUGUUUGGGAUCAUUGUCAUGCUGAAAGACCCAGCCACGUUUCAUCUUCAAUGUCCUUGCUGAUGGAAGGAGGUUUUCACUCAAAAUCUCACGAUACAUGGCCCCAUUCAUUCUUUCCUUUACACGGAUCAGUCGUCCUGGUCCCUUUGCAGAAAAACUGCCCCAAAGCAUGAUGUUUCCACCCCCAUGCUUCACAGUAGGUAUGGUGUUAUUUGGAUGCAACUCAGCAUUCUUUGUCCUCCAAACACGACGAGUUGAGUUUUUACCAAAAAGUUAUAUAUUUUGGUUUCAUCUGACCAUAUGACAUUCUCCCAAUCCUCUUCUGGAUCAUCCAAAUGCACUCUAGCAAACUUCAGACGGGCCUGGACAUGUACUGGCUUAAGCAGGGGGACACGUCUGGCACCGCAGGAUUUGAGUCCCUGGCUGCGGUUACUGAUGGUAGGCUUUGUUACUUUGGUCCCAGCUCUCUGCAGGUCAUUCACUAGGUCCCCCCGUGUGGUUCUGGGAUUUUUGCUCACCGUUCUUGUGAUCAUUUUGACCCCACGGGGUGAGAUCUUGCGUGGAGCCCCAGAUCGAGGGAGAUUAUCAGUGGUCUUGUAUGUCUUCCAUUUCCUAAUAAUUGCUCCCACAGUUGAUUUCUUCAAACCAAGCUGCUUACCUAUUGCAGAUUCAGUCUUCCCAGCCUGGUGCAGGUCUACAAUUUUGUUUCUGGUGUCCUUUGACAGCUCUUUGGUCUUGGCCAUAGUGGAGUUUGGAGUGUGACUGUUUGAGGUUGUGGACAGGUGUCUUUUAUACUGAUAACAAGUUCAAACAGGUGCCAUUAAUACAGGUAACGAGUGGAGGACAGAGGAGCCUCUUAAAGAAGAAGUUACAGGUCUGUGAGAGCCAGAAAUCUUGCUUGUUUGUAGGUGACCAGAUACUUAUUUUCCACCAUAAUUUGCAAAUAAAUUCAUUAAAAAUCCUACAAUGUGAUUUUCUGGAGAAAAAAAAUUCUCAAUUUGUCUGUCAUAGUUGACGUGUACCUAUGAUGAAAAUUACAGGCCUCUCUCAUAUUUUUAAGUGGGAGAACUUGCACAAUUGGUGGCUGACUAAAUACUUUUUUCCCCACUGCAGUGCUAUAAAUUACUCAAUGUUUGCAUGCAAAUAAAAACCUGUUCAUUUUGAACUGAUAAUCAAGUUCAAGUUCUUAUUUUCCGAUACAAUACACAGCAAGAAACACAUUGGUAUUUAAGGCAAGUAGGCAACAACAUCAGCCCAGUUCAAAGCGUAACAUAUAAUGGAUUAUUAGGUCCUGUGUGGCUCAGUUGGUAGAGCCUGGCGCUUGCAAUGCCACAGGUCGUGGUUUUGAUUCCUGUUGGGGCCACCCAUUAAUAAAAACCAAUGCACAAAUGACUGGAAGUCCCUUUGGAUAAAAGCGUCUGUUAAAUUGCGUAUAUUAACCCGAAAAUACCCGUCAUUGCUCAGGUUCUUUUAGCUUUUAGCGCGAGGAAUAACGUCGCCCAUAGUGGCUUAAUCAUAAUAAUAAUAAUAAUCUUAAUCUUAAUAAUCAUAAUCUCACUUAUUUUACCGAUAUCGUCUGAUAUCAUCCCUGUUGUUCCCCCAGGACUCCAUGCAUGAGAAGAUGCAGUGUCGCACAACAGUGGAGCAGCAGGAAUGCCUACAGGAUGAGAGUGACUUCCUGCGUGACUUCCUGCGCUCAGGCGCUGCAUGUAGACAGAUGGCCACUGUACAGUGCUUCCAGCAGGUGGCCAGGUUACGCAUGUGUCUGGAUAUGGCCGUGAAUCUAUUGGUAGACAGACAUCGGAUGGUUGCCACAGGUACUUUAAUUCAAAUUGUUUUUCUCCAAAAGAAUACGUAACCAUCGCGAUUAAUAACAAAUGCUGUAUUUAGUAGUUUUUUUUUUUUUUGUAACCGGUUAACCCAAAAGUUCUUUAUUGUCUCCAGGCAUGGUAUACUGGUUUAAUGUAUGCUAGCUACAUACAUUACUGUCUAUAGUGUCAAUGACAUGGCCAGCAUUCUUUCAGACCCAGUCAUUUCUGCUGCCUAUGGUAUCUUUUUUUGUCUCAACCUGCACAAACGUGAACUUGUUUUAGGAUCUGUCCCUUGAUGAGCCCGUGUCUACGUGUCACUCAUAGAUAACGGGGGCGCACAGAUAAAGUCUAAGUUUAAAUUCCUAAGGUUUCCGUAGAUCUCCGAGAUGACCUGGUAAUUACCUAGUUAUUUCUAAAAUCCUUGGGAGUAUAGGGUUAUGCAGACUAAGUCAAAUAAUGUGUACACUGUAAGUGUAUGUAAUGCGAUCACAUACUCUACCCAAUCUGUUUUGAAAUUUCACGUGACAGAAGGUAUUAACAAUUGAAUCAUGAGAGGUUGGCUGGUGCUUGGUGAUGUAUACAAACAGUGAGGAUUUACAUCAUUGAUCUGGUUUAUAGAGUUUUCAUUCAGCCAUUGGGUAUCAUUGAUCUGGUUUAUAUAGAGUUUUUUUCAUUCAGCUAUUGGGUAUCAUUGAUCUGGUUUAUAGAGUUUUCAUUCAGCCAUUGGGUAUCAUUUACAUUAUAUUUUCAAGUAAGUUGCACUUUUCUCCCAUUAUGGUCCAACAGAGAAAGAAUUCAUGACCAGCGUGGAAGAACUGUGUAAGCGCAGUGGGAAUGACUGGUAUCGGGUCUACCUGAUCCGUAAGAUCUGCAACCAGCACGGAGUGGAGUGUGCCCAAAACUUCCUGACAGUGGCAGAUAUGCAGUGGCUGUUCCCAGAUGAGGUCCUACAGAAGGUACUGGUUAUAUUCAGGGGCGCCUACUACUAUGGCUGACCCUGUAAAACAACACAUUUCACUGCACCUAUCAUACUACUAUGGCUGACCCUGUAAAACAACACAUUUCACUGGACCUAUCAUACUACUAUGGCUGACCCUGUAAAACAACACAUUACACUGGAGCUAUCAUACUACUAUGGCUGACCCUGUAAAAGAACACAUUUCACUGGAGCUAUCAUACUACUAUGGCUGACCCUGUAAAAUAACACAUUUCACUGGAGCUAUCAUACUACUAUGGCUGACCCUGUAAAAUAACACAUUUCACUGGACCUAUCAUACUACUAUGGCUGACCCUGUAAAACAACACAUUUCACUGGACCUAUCAUACUACUAUGGCUGACCCUGUAAAAGAACACAUUUCACUGGACCUAUCAUACUACUAUGGCUGACCCUGUAAAAGAACACAUUUCACUGGACCUAUCAUACUACUAUGGCUGACCCUGUAAAAUAACACAUUUCACUGGACCUAUCAUACUACUAUGGCUGACCCUGUAAAAUAACACAUUUCACUGCACCUCUCCGGUGUAUGUGACAAUAUAAACGAUCUACCUAUAAGAAGAUAAACCUUGUAGGUAGCCCUCUGUUCAUCUGAUUAUAUAACACAUUGUUCAUGUGUAAUUAACUGAUUUGAAUUUCUAGAAAGCUUUUCCGAUUCUCUGUGCUUUAUGUCGUAUGGGGGGGGAACUCAGAUCAUCCACCCACAUUCAUUUCAUUGUCUUUCAGAAUCAAGAUGGGAGUCAGAUUGACCAGUAUCUUGUGUGUGGAGAGGGCUACAAGACUAUCCGAGAUGUGGUUGCCAAAGCAAUACUGGAGGGCAAAAUUAAGGAAAUAGAUCGUGCUUGUGAGGUAUUGAACGGCUCACAGAGAUAGCAAAUUGAAGUCAGUGAUUUUACUUGUCUGAAUAAUUGUUCUAUUCUGUUUACAAGCGUAAGCAUUAUUUAUUUGGUCCGGUAUGUGUGUAGGGUUCUAGGUGUCCAAAAAGUAAGAGGACAGUGUACCUGCUUUUGGCUCUGUUCAGAGAAGUCACCUGUCUCUAUAGAGCAGCCAAUCACAACCUCCGUCCGAACUCUGAGGUAAGAAGAGCCCAUGGAGCAAAGGUAAUCUCAUAUACGGCUUAUCUCUACAUACAGCAUCUUUGUUUAAUGUUCCGGUUUAUUUCCUAGUUUUGUCAAGCACUGGUGGAUUUCAUCCAGGCCUCAACGGUUCUUGCAAGCCCAAAUGUGAGGCAGUUCGCCCUGGACCUGGUGGCCAACCGACUGGGUCCCCUGACCGUCCAGGCUGGGGCCUCUGGUGCCCAGCGUGUGGUGGUGGAGCUGGCCAUCCACUUGUCUGCAGUGCUGCUCUGUGGGAACCAGGGCCUACUGACGCCCCUCCAGCAGCUGGUGCUGGUCCCUACCAACAUGCAGGUGGGCUCCCCUUCUGCUCUCUAUAGUCUGCAGUUCUUCACCAUAGAUCACUCAAUGAAAAAUAUUUAUUACUGUUAA
Molecule: messenger RNA, 38766 nt
Organism: Coregonus sp. 'balchen'
Lineage: Eukaryota; Metazoa; Chordata; Actinopteri; Salmoniformes; Salmonidae
Source: the annotation of a GenBank genome assembly